AUGGUUUGGACGUUGGUGAGAUUGACACUGACUCGUGAAGGAUUCAUCAUCUUCGUCCAUAUGCCCAGCCCGUUGGCGAAGAUAAUCACCACCCUUCAAGUACAGAGCGCAGAUGGUAGAUGCGCGAGAAAAGCUGUUCCACCCAUCAAGUGGGCGCAUUGUGUACAUUUGGUAGAUUCCACAGAGAAGCUGACACUGGCAGGCUAUAAUGCUCCGAUUCAGCAGACCAAGUCUGCGACAGGCAAGCUGAUAGAAGUUCUCCGCAAUGAUCCUGGCACCGGUGUUGGCGGACAACGACGAGGUGUCGUUGGAUGGACUAAAGGACUCAGCGCCAGCGUUUUCGAAUGGAGUAGCAAUAGCUCCUAG
This is a messenger RNA of Clonostachys rhizophaga, 366 nucleotides long. The record is from the annotation of a GenBank genome assembly. NCBI's taxonomy places the organism in Eukaryota, Fungi, Ascomycota, Sordariomycetes, Hypocreales, Bionectriaceae.